Molecule: messenger RNA, 888 nt
Organism: Phytophthora infestans T30-4
Lineage: Eukaryota; Oomycota; Peronosporomycetes; Peronosporales; Peronosporaceae
Exons: 4
Coding region: 1-888 (295 amino acids)
Molecular function (GO): phosphatidylinositol binding
Source: RefSeq, a predicted model, not a curated record
AUGAGCGACGUUGUGAUGCACCUAGGAGGCUUCGCUUGGCAAGCAACGGACAAGAGCGAAUCCAAUCCAGACCGCCGUAUUAAGUUGGCGACCGACACAACCAGAUCUCCCAAAGUCCCGCUCCGUCAACGAUCGCUGGGUGCCAUGCCGGGUAUAGCGCGCUAUCGCUCCGACUCAGCGGCGACCGAACCGCGUCUCAGUAUCUGUAGCACAUCCGGCACGGUGUACGAGAGCGUCGUGGUGGUGGGACAUAUGUAUGGCUCGGAUAAGGUCGUGUACUACCUAUUGGAAGUGCGGUCGUGGGAGAUGCCGCUCGAGGGCUACGUGGUGCGGCGUCGCUACAAUGAUUUCUUCAAGUUCCACCAGGAAUUGACCGAAUGCAUGCCCUCACAACGCCGUCGAAGCAGCACAAGCCUCGGCUUCGGCUACUCCUCACUGCUAUGCAAUCCACUGACCAGCGCGACACCGGAGUCUUCCCCACUUUGGUCACCUGUGCGGACGGACGACGGACGUUCAGACCAGAGGAGAGGAUCUUGGAUCAGCGAGGACAGCAGCAUUUCACAACCUCAAGUGGAGGACAACGAUACGAGGAGCAGUGCCUCUACUACACUGACUGGAGUAUCGAGCUACAAUAAUGACUCGGAGAAACCAGGCACGCAGACGCAGACGUACACAAAUCUGUCCGAGUACGCACCCAUCGACAUCCCGUUAAACGUGGAGCGGUACGCGCGACGGCGGGCUAUGUCCAUAGGUAAACGCCAGUUGCGCGACCAAGCAUCCUCGCCCGUUCCCAGUGGUUGCAACUGGACGGCCGAAGAUGAGCUUGAAGCGCUGCAGAUCUCCUACGAGACGAUGCGAGACCAAACCGAGAGUACAAGCUCCAAAUGA